AUGCAUAGGAAGAGGAAACUGAUGAUCCCCUGGCUGUGUCUGGAUUUCCUGGCGCUGAUGGCAAGCCUCAUAUUCUUCGUCGUCGGCUUCCUUGUGCUCGUCGUCCUGCUCGUUACCAUGAUGAAUUUCUUCAUUUUCAUCGUCUUCUUCGUUGGGAUCGUCGUUGUUUUCGUCGCAUAUUACGUCGCGGUCCAUUUCUUCCUCGUCGUCUACUCUUACUUCAAGAAUAGCGCGAUUUAA
This is a messenger RNA of Darwinula stevensoni, 240 nucleotides long. NCBI's taxonomy places the organism in Eukaryota, Metazoa, Arthropoda, Ostracoda, Podocopida, Darwinulidae. The record is from the annotation of a GenBank genome assembly.